Strongyloides ratti is the source of this 636-nucleotide messenger RNA. RefSeq lists its product as hypothetical. The coding region runs from base 1 to 636 and encodes 211 amino acids. Lineage: Eukaryota; Metazoa; Nematoda; Chromadorea; Rhabditida; Strongyloididae. The record is from RefSeq and is a predicted model, not a curated record. The transcript is spliced from 3 exons.
AUGUCAUUUCAUGUUUUUUAUUUUUUUAUUUAUUUAUUAGCAAUUCUUUCAAUAUUAUUAUCCAUUUUUGCUUUGCUUCAUAAUAAUUGGUAUACAAUAGGAAAAAAAAAUCAUCCAGUUGGUUUAUUUGGAGGAUGUAUUGAAGAGGAAAAUUUAAACUUAACACGAUUAUUUAACAAAUCAAAAACCAAUAUGGAUGCGAAGAUCAUUAUCAUCAAAGAUAUAAUAUCAUCAUCAAAAAAUAAAUCAUGGGGAUCUUCAAUGAUGAUAAUAUUUAUACUUUCAUUUGCUAUCAAAUUUUUUAAUCUUUGUAUAGUAAAAUUUGGAAGAAAACAAAUUUAUACUUUUUAUAAUUAUACAGAAAAAAGUACAUGUCUUGAUGGGUGUUUAGAAAAUUUUGAUGAUGGAUUACCAUUCUUUAAAUUUGGAAAUUCUUAUUUCAUAGAAAUUUUAUCAACAAUUCUAUUAAUAUUUAGUUAUUUUUUAUUUUUGUUAUACUUAUAUAAAAGUAAAACACAAUCAUGUAAAUACAUUGAACCACCAAAAAACACUUUAUUAAUAGAAAAUACAUCCAAAGAACUUUCAAAUAAUGAACUUCUAAUUUCAAAUGACCAUGAACAAUCAGUUCAAUGUUGA